Daldinia childiae is the source of this 1698-nucleotide messenger RNA. Its product is annotated as Sulfite oxidase, mitochondrial. Bases 1 to 1698 code for a protein of 565 amino acids. Gene Ontology annotation, molecular function: molybdenum ion binding; oxidoreductase activity. The record is from RefSeq and is a predicted model, not a curated record. NCBI's taxonomy places the organism in Eukaryota, Fungi, Ascomycota, Sordariomycetes, Xylariales, Hypoxylaceae. The transcript is spliced from 4 exons. Gene Ontology annotation, cellular component: mitochondrion.
AUGCAGCCUGAUAUCCCCCAGCGUGAGGCCACUCACAAUAUCCAGCCUAGCGAUGAGUGGAAGCUCGAGCAGGGCUUAGCAGGAGUAGAGUUGCAUAUGCUUGACCAAACGAAGCAUAACGAGGUCAACGGCGAUGCUACAGAUUGGGAACGAGCAAUCCAGCCAAUUACGAAAAAGUUCGAUAGUAAACUAGCUGUCGACGAAUUAGUGGGCUGGGAUGGUUAUGUUGAAUGGGAAGACUACCCGGAUAAGAAGCGUAGGGCACAUGAGAUUCUCGUCUCUCAAACUUUCCCUCCGCCACCCGAAUUCCAGUUGGCACCCAUUCCUGGUACCAAUCCAGUUCUUGAAGGAAUCCGCUGGAAACUAUGGCAUCGAGCCAUUGGCGGCCGUCUAGCAGUAGUCCCAGAAGAAUCCUGGGCUAUUGUACUGAAAGAAAAGUCACCGGAUAUGCUGCAUCUCCUCCAGUUCCCAUACAAUGGAGAACCACCUAAAAAGCUCGUAACUGCUCAGCCGGUUACACCGAAUCCUCUGCACUUUAUCCGCAAUCACGGUGGCAUCCCGUCUAUCGAUCCGUCUGCAUGGUUCCUCCGUCUGGGCGGCCUGGUAAAGACACCUCAGAAGCUAACGUUGUCAGACCUUCAGGAUGAGAGCCGGUUUCCACGCAUGGAGAGGUUAGUAACUAUUCAAUGCAGCGGUACACGGCGCAUCGAGCAGAUAAGCUUGUACGCUGGCGAAGGAGACGAAAUGAUCAAUGCUCCUUGGGCAGAGGGAGCUAUCGGGACAGCAAAAUACGUGGGGGUGUCACUUAAGAAGGUGAUAAAACAUUGCGGCGGGCUUGAAGAUGGCGCGAAGCAUCUAGAGCUCGUUGGUGCCGAUACGUACUUCAAAACGAACGAGGUCAUGAACUACGCCAUCAGCGUACCUUAUUCCAAGGUUAAAUCUCAUGAGGUUAUGCUCGUUUGGGAAAUGAAUGGCGAGCCUCUUCCCAAGAUCCACGGCGCACCGGUUAGGGCGGUGGUGAUGGGCUAUAUAGGUGCCAGAAGUGUCAAGUGGCUAUAUCGCAUAAACGCAAUAUCGGAACCGACGAAAGCCCCGGUGCAGAGCAGAGAGUACUUAUACUUCAACCAGCAAGUGGGCAAGCAUAACCAACGCUGGAUUGAUGGAAUUCAGAUACAAGAAAUGCCCGUGAGCAGCGCUAUCAUGUCGCCUUGGAAUAAACAGGUCGUACUACACGACGGGAAAAUUGAAGUUAAAGGAUGGGCAUACUCAGGGGGUGGCCGUUGGCCCGAGCGAGUUGAGGUCAGCGCCGACGGUGGAUUCUCGUGGUAUGCCGUACCGACGGAAAAUCUAAGCCCUAAGCAUAAAUUCGCCUGGCGUAUAUGGCACACGUGGUUGCCUUGCGAUGUUGAGGGAUGGAUAGAGAUUGUAGUACGGUGUUGGGAUAACAGCCUUAACACACAACCGACCGAGGUUAGGAAUACAUGGAACUGGGGUCUGCAUGUGACGAGCAGCGCUCAUCGUAUCAGAGUAUACAGCGUGAACAAUACCAAGGAAAAGACAAGAGAGAGGCUGGAAGAAUUUGAAAAACGAGGUAUGUCGUUCAUACCUAUUACACGACCGACCGAGUUUCCUCAUAUGACUUGGGAGGAGUAUGAGGAGUAUUUUAGAAAGAAUGGACCUAGAGAUGUGGACGAGUAG